AUGAGGUUACGGAUGAGGACGCGGAAGAUUAGGAUGCGGUUCCUGUUAGUACCCCUACGGGGGUUCCUGUUCCAAGCCCCUUCGGGGCGUGUCUUGGGGGCUGCCCCCUCGGUUCCUGUUGCGGAGAAGGUGCAGGCCUCCUCGGGUCCUGUUGCCCCAGUUGUUCCGGAGGCGGUCUCUGGCCCCUCUGUUUCUCCCGUUGGGUCCUUUCAGACUGUCUCUGCAGUUUCUGGCCUCUCGCGUGUUGCUUCAUGUAGAAUUUUCACCCCUGAGCUUCGUAGGAAGUUUUUUUUGGGGUAUCGUGAUAUGUUGUGCCAGUGUACCGGGAAUGCUGCCUACGUUAUUUCGUAUAGAAACACUAUGGUGUGCGGGGUUUUCCCUGCAGACGAUCCGGAUGAGGUCCGUAUAACUUAUGAAAGUGGGGCGUUUUUGAUAGUGCAUGCAAAUCUUGUCCGUAUUUCCAAAGCGGAUACUAGUAAUGAGGUGUCUGAGGCUGAGUUUGCUAAGUUUAUUCUCACGAUUAAGGAUGACCCUUCCUAUCGGAUUCCCUUUAGGGGGUCUAUUGUAGAUAAUGUUGGGCCUACUGAGCACAGUAAUGUUUUGUGUGCGGUGUUUACGGACCAUACUGGGCCGCAGUCCCGGAGGCUGCCUGCGAAGGCUUUAAGUGUUAAGAAUAUCGCUCUUAAUAGUAAUAGCUCUGGUGCCAAUGUUAAUAGUAGUGUUAAUAACGUAAAUAAUGUAAAUGAGUCCUCCUCUACGGUUGAUGACGGUAUUGUCAAUGUUUCUCGAAACAGCUCUCGUUCUGUGGUCCCUACGGCUGCGGUGCUUGCCGCCGAGUUGCUUAAGCGUACUGCCCCCCCUUCUGUUGUGGGCGUCCCGAAAUGCAGAAAGAAAUUAUAG
This is a messenger RNA of Pocillopora meandrina, 900 nucleotides long. NCBI's taxonomy places the organism in Eukaryota, Metazoa, Cnidaria, Anthozoa, Scleractinia, Pocilloporidae. The record is from the annotation of a GenBank genome assembly.